Molecule: messenger RNA, 6507 nt
Organism: Saprolegnia parasitica CBS 223.65
Lineage: Eukaryota; Oomycota; Saprolegniomycetes; Saprolegniales; Saprolegniaceae
Exons: 9
Coding region: 1-6507 (2168 amino acids)
Biological process (GO): calcium ion transmembrane transport
Cellular component (GO): membrane
Molecular function (GO): calcium channel activity
Source: RefSeq, a predicted model, not a curated record
AUGACGUACGGCGACCUCUCUUGCUUCGCCCCGUUUUCUCCGUACGGCGGCCCGUACUCGAUCGACGAUGUGUGCUCGUUCAACUUUGCGUCGCACUCGCUCUUUGACCGGAUGCAGAGCAACCUUUCCACGACGUUGGAUGGCCUCGACGACGAAGACGACGACGGCGCUGGCGAUCGCCGCGGGCGUCAUGGCAAGGUUGCCGUGUCGCUGCCGGCCGCCUACCAACUGAGCGAUGAGUCGAUGCAAACCCUCAAUCGUAUCAUUUGCACUGUCAACAUGCUCCUGUUCCGUAUCUUUUCCCGGGUCAAGACGUGGGACGAUGCAUCGGCGUGCCGGGACGCGAUGCCAGUGCUGAUGGAGCUCCUCGGGCAUGGCUUCAAGGCGUCGGUCCCGCUCUCGUUCCUAAUCCAAGAAAAGUGGCACGUGUCCGAGUCUGUCGCGUCCUACUCGCACACACUUCGGAGCUUCAUUGACCUCAUCAAGACGCGCGGCAAGUCGAUUCGAUACCUCCAAUUUCUCGUCGUGCUCUGCAGCGCCAACGGCCACGCCGUCGCCAAGAUUCAAGAAAAGCUGUGCGAGCUUCUCUUCGACACAGAGGACAGCGCAGCGCUCUUGGUACCGACACAGCCUACCGGCCACGGCUUUAAAAUUUGCAUCCCCGCCAAACCGUCUGGCGAGCGCUGGGUCGACCUUGACGUCUUCUACAACGAGUACUACGACAGCAAACGCCAUACGACGCUGGCGCCAUACUACUACGGCCUACUACAGCUCUAUUGUGCGCUGUGCAUGGACCGCAACUAUGUGUGCAUCCAGCGUCUCCGGGCCAUCUUUCCCCGCGCCAAUUUGCUCGAAACGGUCCAGGAUGCAGGGUUGUCACGGUCCAUGCGCGCCGUCUUGCUUAACUUGCUCGUGGUGCUUCACGUCGACUGCGAGCCGCAGACAGUACUCCCGAGUCCACGCUACACACGCAUUUGGAAGAACGCGGUCGUCGAAGUUCCAUCGAAUGCUCUUCACGGCGCAGACGGCGAAUUUUUUGGCGACCUCAAGACGGUGCUUUUGCGCUACUUUAGGAAGCACCGCGGCGUCAUCGUCAUUGUCGAGUACCCGCAAAAUGAACUCACGCUGGCGAUGGUCCGGGCGACGCAAAAACUCGUGGUGUUCGGCAUGUUUAGCAGCGAUCUGCGCCAUCUGGUGCCCCUCCUUGUCGAUCUCUUGGACAGUCGGACAGACUUGGUCGAGGCCCAUCGCCCCGCAACGAGCACGACAGUCCCCGAGUACUCGGUGCCGUUUUUCGAGAACAGCGUCCAGCGGCAAAAACACCCCGCGUACCGCCAGUACAGCGUGCAUGACACCGAGGUCCAGCCGAUGCUUCCGUCGCACGAGCCGUCGUCGCCCUGUGACGUCCAAACGCCAUCGUCCGGCUGGCACGCGGCCUACAAAAAGGCCAAGAAGGAGCUACAUCGCUUCUCCGCGCUCAGCGCAAAGUCAUCUUCGUCAUCCCUCCGACGGCUCCCCGACUCGAAGUACACGAUGAGCGAGUGGAACAAGGUUGUCAUGGACAUCAAGGAGAGCAUUUGCGCGACCUUACUGUGCAUCGAUACGUUUCGACUCGACUAUCAACUUUCCAGCGUGCUCUACACCCUCCACAGUACGGCGAAACGAUGCUCGUCGUCACCACUCGCAUCAUCUCUGUGGGGAGCGAGCAGCAAGCGUGGUACGCCAUUGACGUUUGCGAUGCAAAACGACUCACUGGAGUGUAUCUACUCGCUUCAUGUUCUCGCGGGAAGACGCCUUGACACGGUCUUGCUGCAAGCGCUCAUGUACGAGCACCCGCCGCUGGUCUCGAAAGCACUCGAGCUCUACAUGCAGCAGUUCAACCAGCACGACCAGCUCAUGAAAGCGCUUUCAAGCACGCUCGUCAUUGCGGACGAUGCCACCGUCCAAAUGUACGCGCGGUUGCAAGCCCACGUCAACGAUCUGCGACGGCUUGCUGAGACGACCGAGGUCUGGAUGGACUUGACGUCAGACGCCGAUUUUUCGACGGCGAGCAAGGCGUGCGCGACGCUCCGAGCGAUCCUCGAUGCGUUCAACUCCAAGGAGUCGCAUCGUGCCGUCAUUCACCGUAUUUUGCGCAACAUCCAAGCGAUCGACCAUGUCAUCGCGAUGGUUUCAGCUGGGAGCCAUUUUUUCCACGCACUAUUUCCCUCCAAAGUGCGACGCGGUGCGAGUGGGUGUGGACCCACGCAGCGGUAUCGGUCCACCAUGAACGUUCCCGAAACUGUGCUCGAAGAGAGACAACGCAGCGCGCUUUACGCCGUCUACUCGCACUGCACCGAGUUCCUCGGCCACAUUUGUCAGCACCCCGAGAACGCACCACUCAUGGACGCGCACGCAGACACGCUCUUGGAUUUUGCAGAAGCACUACCAGCCGCGCAAGAUGCACUCUGUGGUCUCUACCUCAGAGGCCGCACCGAUGCAACCCCGAAAGCGGUCAUUGCGUGGUUUGUGCGAUGGACCGUCGCGUACAAAACCGACGGCGAAGCACGGUUUCUCGAGUUCUUGCGGUGCUUGGCCGCUCGCCCGCGCGAUCGAGCAACGAUCCUUCAGCAGCUACAGCAAUACCCGAGCAUUUACCAUGACUUGACGAACGGUCGCCACGCCAAGUACGUUGCCGCCGUCUUGAACCUUCUCGCCGCUUGUGCACCGAGGGCCGAAGCCAACGACACAUGUCGUGUGGAGUUUCUGUCGCUUGACGAGUGGCUCGCAGUCUUGGAAACCGGCCUCGCGGCGCACGAGUGGGCAUUGGGACUCGCGUGCCUUCGGUUCUUCAAGGACGUCAUUUUGGCCCAGGACGACGUUUUCGAUGGCGUUCCGGCGUCGUUGCACCUACGCAUCUUGCAGCGUGUGAGCGACCUGACGACCAAGUGUAUCCGAUUGGAUCUUCUGGCGCUCCAGCAGGUCGAUCUGCAGCUGGCGGCACCCACAGCGUCGCGAUACACCCUCGAUGCGAUCAUGCUCGUUCUUGUGCCGGCCCUGGAUGCCUACCUGCCACGUAUCAUGGGCAUUGUCAAGCCAAAAGCCGAUGAGUGGCGCGAGUGGCUCGCAGCGUGGUAUCUCUGGCUUUUUGGUGCAUGGGUGCCAGCGGACGCUCGGAGCAAGGACGAACUGCACAACUGCCUUCAGUACAUUGAAGUGCUUUGGGCGACAGAGAUGCUUAGCGACCUGUGGUGCGAUGUUUUGGAGCGCAGCGAACGCCCUCGGCUGGACCCGGGUCUUGGUGGGCUCCGCAGCAACGCGCCAUUUGUGCUCGACCUUGACAGCACCACCUUCGCAGACCUCUUGAUCGAAGCUCAAGCGUAUCACGCUUUCUUGAAGCAUGAACCCAAGUCGUCAGCAACUGCCGUCGCUUCGUCACGUCAGCUCCCGACGUUGCAGGCGCCGCGGGCGUCGGCGCUCCAUGACUUUGUCACGGCGACUGACAUGUCAGAGAAGCUGCCGUCGCUGAACAUUGCGUUACUUGAAGCCAAACCGUCCUGGGUACGCAAGGUUCAGACCAAGUACGGAUGGGAGCUUGAAAUGUCCGACGGCGUGGCCCACGGUCACAAAUUAAAAAGCAACGCAUACCGCAUGCCCAGGGGCAGCGACAGUGCCGACGAAGAUAGCGCGAUCGUGCAAGACUUUGUCCUCUACUUGCGCCGUCACCAUCGCAUCAAGAUCGCCGUGCGUGACGAGCUGAGUCACAUGAUGCGCAACAUUGUGUCCGUACAGGUGCAACUCAAAGCGGAGAGCCAAACAGCUCCGACGCUACCGCUCAUUGCACUCACGUUUGACGACAUUGUGGCCAAGCUAGUGUCCCACUUCAAGAUGCUCAAGUACCCGAAGCACAUCAAGAUGUCGCUGACGCUACUGGAGGUCUUUAUCCAAAUGAUCACGUCGGUCGAUACGCCGGGAAGCCGAAACGCGAUGCAAGCCAAACUCGACACGCUCGGCGCUACGGAGCUUGUUGUGGACCUCGUUAGCACUACGGACGACCAAGCCGUACAGGACAAGGCGAUCGAACUCGGCAUUGCCCUCCUCAACGGCAUGAAUGCUAAGGUCCAAGAACACUUUUACGCAAUUUGGAUCGAGAGUGCCAACACCGACUUUUUUCAGCGGCUUCAAAGCCGUCUCGAGGCAGCAAUGACGCACGACAACAUGACGCAAGAGCUUCGCUUGACGCCGAGACGUCCGAAGAGCCCGCUAAAAGCGCCGAGCCAUGAAGGCGCCUCCAAGUACGAGGCCAUGACGCGGCUGCUUCGGUUCCUCCAGCUGCUCUGCGAGGGCCACUACCUCGACGCCCAGCGCUACUUGAUUGCGCAGCGAACAUCGUCACACAACUUGGUGUCCGCGACGGUCGCGUACCUCUUGGACGUGUCGGGCGCUCUCUCGGCCGAGACGUUGGUCGUGUACAAGCAAGUCUUUGACACGAUUACGGAGUGUUGCCAGGGUCCGUGCCACGAAGCCCAAGAGACAGUGGCGACCUACGCCUUCGUGUCGACAAUCAACGAGCUCAUGCUCUUUUCAUCCAAGCCAACACAUCACAUGUCGGACGCGUCGCUCGUGCUGUAUCGCGAUCUCAAGGCGUCGAUCGUCAUUUCGCUUCUGAGUCUCUUGGAAGGUCGCCACGACCGUCAAAUUCAUGACCGCCUCGUCCAAGAACUCAACUUUGAUGCGCUCAAAGACAACGUCGUCGACGUCUUUCAUUACUUUGAGCACCGUUACAACGGUGAAUACGAUGGCAACGAGCGCUGCAGCCACGACGCAUACCUUGGCAUGGGCUUCAACCUGCACAUCCUGAUGCAGCAGCUCAUCGAACACCAGCCGUCGAUCGCAGAAGCGCUGCAACCACGCGCGACCAAGGUCACCAAGCACAAAAGCGCCAAGGAUGCAUCCUACGAGAAGGCCUAUCGCUUCUUCCACAAACGCUGCGCGCGCGUCGAGAUCGUAUGGCCCAUCGUCGGAGGCAGCGACACGGUACCGCCGCUCAUCGCCGUGCACUUUCCGAUCCACCCGAUUUGCGUAUGUGUCACCGACGCGACGCGCCAGCGGCUUUUCCAAGACGUCUCGCGCGAUGCCAACAAGCUGUACGAUUUCUACGUCAAGACGCACGUGGUGCUCGAAGAGAUGGAGCACCAAUGCACGCUCCGUCAAAACCACUUGAAAGCCGUCCUCUCCAAGAAUGCGUCGCAAAUCAAGUUGCUCACGUUUAUCUGGUCGCUGCUCUUGAACCUCGUCGUUUUGACCAACUAUGCGCUGGUGACGGUCUGGUACUUUAUGGGCUGCAUCCACGUCUUGCUCACGGUCGUCCUCCUCUUCAUGUACUGGACCAACUCGGUGCCGCUGCUGCUCCAGCGACGUGCGACUCAAUAUGCGUACGAAGAAGCGCCGUCCAUGCGUGUGGACGACAAGAAGACACUGCAAGACGUCGAGCGGCUCGUGCGAUGCGUCGGCAGUGACAUCAAGGUCCAACCGCUCUCGCGAGUCGAGACAGUCUACGUGCUCUUGACUGACGGUCGCUUGUGGUAUCGCGGCCUGCUCGUGUGCGCUGCGAUUGCAGGUGUCUUGAUCGAGCCGCUCUUCUUUUCGUUUCACCUUGUCGACUUUAUCAACCGAUCGCAGGAGCUUCGGGAUGUCUUGCGGGCGGUCGUCGUCCCUGGAAAGACGCUGCUGCACAUCGUCGUCUUUUACCUUCUCCUCGUCUACGUGUUUGCUGUGGUUGCGUACACGUACUUUCCCGGCGACUUCAAGGUCGACGCCAAUACCAACGGCUGCGAGACUGUGUGGGAGUGCUACCUCACAAGUCUGGACCAAGGCUUCAAGAACGACGGCGGCCUCGGCGCGUACCUUCCGAACCAUCGCCGCGGCAGCGACUCGCUCGGCUACAUCCGGUUCUUCUACGACCUUGCGUACAACAUCGUCUUGAUCAUCGUGCUCAUCAACCUCACGUUCGGCGUCAUCAUCGACACGUUCGCGUCCCUGCGCACGUCGCACAAGGAGCAGCUGGACGAGAACCGGGACCGGUGCUUUGUGUGCUCGAUCGACGGGUACACGUUCAAUCGACUAACGCGCCGCGGCUUCGAGUACCACACGACCACCGAACACAACGUGUGGCACUACAUCUAUCUCUUUGCGCAUAUCCGCAAAAAGCCCUUCACCGAGUACAACGGCGUCGAGCUCUACUUGGCGCUCAAGAUGGCGCGCGGCGACGUCUCUUUUUCCCAACUCGCGACAUCCACGCCGACGCCCAGCCACGACUCAACGCACGACGCCUUGCUGCGCGUCGAGGCCCAGCUCGCUCGCCUGCUUCAAGCCCACGCGACGCUCGACGCCAAAUGCGACGCGACCACGCGCCGACUCGACGAGUGGAUGGCCAAGCCAGUCUCGCCCACGAUGCACUCGGCGACGGCAAAUACUGUCUUCUUCCCGGAGACCGACCAGGACGACGCUCCGUCUGCCGACGAAUGA